Molecule: messenger RNA, 1971 nt
Organism: Morus notabilis
Lineage: Eukaryota; Viridiplantae; Streptophyta; Magnoliopsida; Rosales; Moraceae
Product: pentatricopeptide repeat-containing protein At1g06143
Exons: 2
Coding region: 45-1751 (568 amino acids)
Biological process (GO): RNA modification
Molecular function (GO): protein binding; RNA binding
Source: RefSeq, a predicted model, not a curated record
AGUAAAAUGUGUUCCCGACUUUCUCGGGAAGUGUUUAUAAGUAGAUGGGAAGGACAAUAAAAUUUUUUCCAUUUUUGUUCCCCAAUAUGCUGUUCCAGAGGCGCUCGUUUGUCGCUGAACGGAUCAAGAAAUGCUCGAAGUUAACAGAGCUGGAACAUGUAUAUGCUUCCAUGAUUAAGACUGGUGCAACCCAAGAUCCUUUGCUGACGAACCAAUUUAUCUCUGCAUCUUCCAAUUUUUCACGUGUAGAUUAUGCGGUUUUAGCCUUUAAACAGAUAGAAAAUCCUAAUGUCUUUGUCUACAAUGCAAUGAUUAGAGGCUAUGUUAAUGAUGGUUAUCCUUACCAAGCUUUAGAGUGUUAUGUAGACAUGAUGAGGGCUAAAGUUUCCCCCACGAGUUAUACAUUUCCAUCAUUGAUUAGGGCUUGCACCUUAUUAUUUGUUCCGGGAUUCGGGGAAGCUGUUCAUGGCCAUAUUUGGAGGAAUGGGCUUGACUCACAUGUUUAUGUUCAGACUGCUAUGGUUGAUUUUUAUUCAAAGUUAUCCAGAAUCAAAGAUUCGAGAAGGGUGUUCGAUGAAAUGUCGGAAAGAGAUGCUUUUGCAUGGACUACGAUGAUUUCGGCUCAUGCUCGAGCGGGUGAUAUGGAUUGCGCAGCUAAAUUGUUUGAGAGAAUGAGUGAAAAGAAUACAACCACUUGGAAUAGCAUGAUUGAUGGAUUUGCUAGAUUAGGGAAUUUGGAGUCUGCAGAGCUGCUGUUCCAUCAAAUGCCUGCAAGGGAUACAAUUUCAUGGACAACCAUGAUCACGUGCUAUUCGCAUAACAAGAAACACAGAGAAGCUCUGGCAGCGUUCGAAGAGAUGACGAUGAAUGGUAUCAGCCCCGAUGGAGUGACGAUGGCGACUGUCGUUUCUGCUUGUGCCCAUCUUGGAGCUCUUGAAUUGGGAAAGGAGAUGCAUCUUUAUGUAAUGCAAAACGGGUUUCAUCUUGAUGUUUUUAUAGGAUCUGCAUUGAUUGAUAUGUAUGCCAAGUGCGGGGCAUUAGAUAGAGCUCUUCUAGUUUUCUUCAAAUUGCGUGAUAAAAACCUGUUCUGCUGGAAUUCAAUCAUUGAAGGACUUGCAGCUCAUGGGUAUGCAGAAGAGACGCUGGCGAUGCUUAGCAAGAUGGAAGAGAAGAAUAUCAAGCCAAAUGGGGUUACCUUCGUUAGUGUUCUAAGUGCCUGCACUCAUGCAGGGCUUGUUCAAGAAGGCCGCAAGAGGUUUUUAAGCAUGACGAAUGAUUAUUCAAUCACUCCGGGGGUCGAACACUAUGGGUGCAUGGUUGAUCUACUCAGCAAAGCUGGAUUGCUUGAAGAAGCACUAGAUUUAAUAAGAAGCAUGAAAGUUACACCCAACUCUAUUAUUUGGGGGGCCUUGUUGGGCGGAUGUAAGCUUCAUAGGAACUUGACAAUUGCUCAGGUUGCCGUUAAGGAACUAAUGGUAUUGGAACCAAACAACAGUGGUUAUUACCACCUUUUAGUUGACAUGUUUGCUGAAGUAAAUCAAUGGGGAGAGGUUAAAAAGAUUUGGGCAAUCAUGAAGGAACUUGGGGUGGAAAAGAAAUGUCCGGGAGCAAGUUGGAUUGAAAUGGAAAGAAGCAUUCACCAGUUUGCGGCAUCUGAUAAUUCUCACCCGGCAUCUGCUGAAAUUUACUCGUUGUUGGCUUGGUUAAAUGGGCAGUUAAAACUUGCAGGCUAUGUUCCAGAUCUCAGUUAACAUAAGUUACAUCCUUCACAUUGAGAAAUGAUGAUGCUCGCAAAAAGAAUGGAUAAUGCUGGUGCAGCAAACCGCGCUGCAGAUAUGGAUAAGCAAAUAGUUGGGUGAAUCCAACAAAAAGAAUUAGCAAUCCAGGCACCCGCGCCCACAUGUGACCCAGAUAUAUCACAAAGAUCCAGAAGGAAAUCACAUCCUUGCCUCUCCAAUCCAUUCUCUGGGG